AAUCCUACUGUCAGCUGAUUGUCAGUGGAGAAAAAUAUUUGUGGGGAAUUGAGUGUCUUUUUCUGCACGGAAACUCUCAUCAAAUUUCCCGUGAAGCAUCGUGCGGAAAAUGCACUUUACCACCACAGAGACGUAAUUUGGCGCCCCGUGGAAGCAUUGUGUGUGCAGAUUGUGCAGAAAAGUCCCCGUGGAGUGCGGUGGAAGAGCGUGAAAAAUUAGGACGCAGUCAAGCGAGAUUGAGGACAAUAACAAAACAGAUGUUUGGACACAUUUAGCAACUGGAAAAAUCCAUCCUGAAGCCAAGCGUGAGGAAAAUGCCUGGAAAUAGCGUGAGGAAGUAUCGGAGGGACACGAGCGAGGUGAGCUGCUGCCUCAAGUACGUCAUCUUCAGCUGCAACGUUUGCUUCUGGAUUCUGGGCCUGUGCAUCCUGGCGGUGGGCGUGUGGGCGUGGACGGAGAAGGACAUCUUCAACAAUGUGUCAAAGUUCGCCAACAUCGCCCUCGAUCCGGCCUUCAUUCUCAUCUGCAUCGGCGCGAUCACGUUCGUGAUCGGCUUCACGGGCUGCGUAGGCGCGCUGCGCGAGAACACGUGUCUGCUGGCGGCGUACGCCAUCUUUCUCACCAUUCUGCUGCUGAUGGAGAUGAGCGUGGGCAUCCUGGGCUUCAUCCUCAAGGACAAAGGCUGGAUCAAGGAGCAGGCCACGGAGGGCCUGCGCGCCUUCAUCACACACUAUCGCGAGGACCCGGACCAGCAGAAUCUGAUCGACUGGAUCCAGGAAGACUGGCUGCAGUGCUGCGGCAUCGAGGGCCCCAAGGACUGGGACAGCAACAACUACUUCAAUUGCUCUUCGCACGCCGUGGGCAGUCGCGAGGCUUGCGGCGUGCCCUUUUCGUGCUGCAAACGGCGACCGCACGAGCUCAUCAAGAACAAGCAGUGCGGCUACGACGUGAGGAAGGAGGGAUAUCCCGCUGAGAGGCACAUUUACGAGAGGGGAUGUCUGAGAGCUGGCGAGGACUGGCUGGAAGGGAAUCUGCUUCCGGUUGCUGGUGUCUGUGUUAGUGUAAUGAUAAUGCAGAAUUUCGAUGUGUCAAAGAUAAUCAAUGAGAAGGGCUGCGUCCAGGCCGGUGAGGAGUGGAUCGAGAGGAAUUUGAUAUUGAUAGCAUCGAGUGCCAUUUUCCUAGCCUUCUUCCAAAUUUUGGGAAUCUGCUUCGCACAGAAUCUCCGUGCCGAUAUAUUUGCACAGAAGGCGAAAUGGCAUUGACAAUUGUCCGCCCCUGUCGCUGUUUAAGAAGUCAAAUGGCAG
Phlebotomus argentipes is the source of this 1304-nucleotide messenger RNA. It is a transcript of the gene Tsp26A, whose product is annotated as tetraspanin-17. The record is from RefSeq and is a predicted model, not a curated record. The coding region runs from base 315 to 1262 and encodes 315 amino acids. The transcript has 5 exons. NCBI's taxonomy places the organism in Eukaryota, Metazoa, Arthropoda, Insecta, Diptera, Psychodidae. Gene Ontology annotation, biological process: protein localization to plasma membrane; protein maturation. Gene Ontology annotation, cellular component: membrane.